AUGUUUGUGUUUGAGCCUAGCAAAUUGACUUAUGAAAAUCUGCUUCAAACUCUCCAAAUUACUCCUCCAACACCAUUUGCUGAGCAGGAUUUCUUGAACAUGUUCUUUGAAAAAGUUUACAAGCCAAUCCCUCUUAUAUGCAACCUGGUUCUAGUAAUGUUGUGGCAACACCCAGAGAAUAUUGAACUCGAACAAGUUAAAGUUGUUCGCUACUGCGAUGCUAGAGAAGAUAUUAAGAUGCUAGUGAAGAAAUGGUGGGAUGUUUAUGAUGAUUCUACACUAAAUUUUAAGGCUGAAGACACUGCACAAAAAGGGACUAUGAUCUCAAAAUCAACUGUCUUGGCUUCUUUACCUGAGCCUGCAGUUUCCUACAUUCCUGCUCCUUCUGCUGCUUAA
This is a messenger RNA of Fraxinus pennsylvanica, 396 nucleotides long. NCBI's taxonomy places the organism in Eukaryota, Viridiplantae, Streptophyta, Magnoliopsida, Lamiales, Oleaceae. The record is from the annotation of a GenBank genome assembly.